Effrenium voratum is the source of this 738-nucleotide messenger RNA. The record is from the annotation of a GenBank genome assembly. NCBI's taxonomy places the organism in Eukaryota, Dinophyceae, Suessiales, Symbiodiniaceae.
AUGGCCUUCCACAGCGUCGUCUCUCGGGGCGCUUUUGCCACGACCAAGUUUGUGAACAAGUUUCGCGGAUGGCUCUCUCCCCCACCGAUUGGGGCCAAGGAGCAGCUUGUUGCAUACGCCAACAACUUCAAGUUCCCAGUGGGGUAUCAGGAAGCCCAGAUCAUCAACGAAAUGAAGCUGGUAGGCUUGGAGGAGAUGAGGGCAGUUGCAGCUUUUGAAUGUGCCACGUCUGUGCUCAAGGAGAAGAUGCGGGCUGAGCUUGUGGGAAAGCGCGUCCCCGAAAUUGUGACUGACAGCAUUCUUGCUGGUAUUGAAGGCGUGAAGAAGUACACAAAUUCCUGGGAAGAAUUUGCCGUGGAUCCAGCGGGCACUGGCCAUAUCUUCAAAACAACACUCAUCAUGUCACUCAACCCUCAAGAUGACUCUCAGAUGCAAGUUGCUAUGGCAGUGUCUGGGGCAAAGUUUAAUGCAGCCAAAGAAGUAGCCUACACUAACAAGGAGACAGUUCCGGUGUACGAACCGCGUGUGAGCUAUGUGCAGACUAUCGAGAGUGGAUUCUUCGGUGACUACAAAGUGCCACGGAAGAUUGAGACGCAAGAGCAAGUGGGCACCCGCACCUUGGAGACUCCCAUCUUCAAGGAACGUGCCUUCGGCAAGGCGGAUUUGGAAGUCAUCAAGCUUUUUCUGGAAGGCAAAGCGCUCAACGAGGCCAUUGUGCUCUACGGUUGCUGCGGCUAG